Molecule: messenger RNA, 875 nt
Organism: Hibiscus syriacus
Lineage: Eukaryota; Viridiplantae; Streptophyta; Magnoliopsida; Malvales; Malvaceae
Exons: 3
Coding region: 91-822 (243 amino acids)
Cellular component (GO): mitochondrial matrix
Source: RefSeq, a predicted model, not a curated record
UCGUUUGAAGUUUAAACCCUGAUCCUAAAACCCGAAUUCAUAGAUCAAGAGAACUCCAAUCAGCAACACAGUCCAACAGUACAAAUAAAAAUGGCUCGCUUCAUUAGAACAGCUCAAAGAACAUUCAUCUCUGCUGCUUCCAAAACCCUAACUGACGGCACCCAAUCACGAAUCCCAUCAUCAGCUUCACUACUCCAAUUCAAAACCUACGCAACCUGCAAAGCCCACAUAUCGCCUUUCACAGCCAACAUCAUCAGAAUCCUAUGCAACGAGAUCGAGUAUCAGCACGACUACGCUCCUCCCCAUCAGCCUGCUCGGAGUUUCAAUUCAUUCACGGUCCAUGACCGACCGGGAGAGAAGUGGAUGACAAUGAGGGCAAGACAUGGAGACAAUGAAGAUAUCAAAAUAGAAACAACUAUGUUUGACGGCUGUGCUCUUGUUCCUAAGCCCGGAGAAGAUAGCACCGGAGAGAAUGUGGUUCUUCACAUUAGCUUGCUUGUUGAUAUUUCCAAAGGUCAAGGUUAUCCUGAAAUGGAAUUUUUGUGCUCGGCCUGGCCCGAUCAUUUAGAAAUCCAGAAAGUUCAUUUGCUAAAUCGUGAUAAGAUUGUUAUUAAUCCAUACAUGGGACCUGAUUUCAGAAAAAUGAAUGGGAAACUUCAGAAGACACUUCGUGAUUACCUGGAAGCAAGGGGGGUAAAUAAUGAACUUUGUCGCUUUUUGCACGAGUAUAUGAUGAAUAAGGAUAGGAUUGAACUCAUACAAUGGUUGGGAAAUGUGAAAUCCAUUAUGCAGGGCAAGGAAUGGAAUGAGGUUUGUUUAUGAAGUUCCGAUAUCUGCUUCGUAUAUGUUCCUAUGCAAGGUUCAUAAGAUUUUUA